Desarmillaria tabescens is the source of this 360-nucleotide messenger RNA. Its product is annotated as ribonuclease H-like domain-containing protein. The coding region runs from base 1 to 360 and encodes 119 amino acids. Lineage: Eukaryota; Fungi; Basidiomycota; Agaricomycetes; Agaricales; Physalacriaceae. The record is from RefSeq and is a predicted model, not a curated record. The transcript has a single exon. Gene Ontology annotation, molecular function: nucleic acid binding; RNA-DNA hybrid ribonuclease activity.
AUGAACAAUGCAGCUGAGAUAUGUGCAGUUCUUGAAAGAGUUCUAGUGGCAGUCCAAGAAGAAACCAUACUAACAAUUUUCAACCCUAAAUAUGUGAUAGAGGGCCUGUGCUUCCAUCUGAAAUGCUGGGAAGAUAAUGGAUGGAUGAGAGUGUCAAACAGUGAUGUCUGGAAGGCAACAGUAGCAGCACUGAGGCAGUGGAGAGCCCCAAUAUUCUUCCAGUGGACAAAAGGACACAAUGGAAAUGAAGGGAAUAAAGGAGCUGAUGCACUGGCAGAAAAAGGCAUGCAAGUAAAUGAAGACAGUGCUACACCUGCAGACAUAGAAAUAACUCAUGAAUUUGAUGUGGAAGGUGUAUGA